Messenger RNA from Melitaea cinxia (Glanville fritillary), 3348 nucleotides. RefSeq lists its product as uncharacterized. The record is from RefSeq and is a predicted model, not a curated record. The transcript is spliced from 11 exons. NCBI's taxonomy places the organism in Eukaryota, Metazoa, Arthropoda, Insecta, Lepidoptera, Nymphalidae. Bases 1 to 3348 code for a protein of 1115 amino acids.
AUGUCUUCAGAAUCGGACAAGUCUACGCGCACCCAUAAAAUGGACAGGUCUUUGACUUCAACGGACGGUCGUUGCCAGCAAAUAUCACUCCUGACGUACAUACACACGUCGGCCUCGACUUAUGGCGCUCCGAGAUCACCAGAAGAUGGAACUGAAUGCGAGGUACGCGCGCACCUACAGUCCGGCUGGGUGUGUGGCGUGCACCGCGUCGCCAACAAUGACACGCACUUCUUCAGCUUUCUCGGCGUGCCUUACGCCGCGCAACCCAUAGGCGAGCGACGAUUUAAGGAGUUGGAGCCGGUAGAGCCAUGGCAUGACUUCUACGAUGCAACAUAUGAAAGGCCUAUAUGUCCUCAAUACGAUGUAUUUUACGGCCGUCUACAGGAAUCUCACCAGAUGAACGAAGCCUGCAUCUAUGCCAACAUCCACGUACCCUUGGACGCCCUCCCAGUGCACAGAGUUCGACCGCUGGACCUAGAGCUGCAGCCGCCAUACAAAGCCGGUCUCUCCGAAAAUGAGAAUGAUCCCGGCCUUAAAAUCUUAGUCUUCAUCCACGGUGGUGGUUUUGCUUUCGGUUCUGGUGGUAUCGGUCUUUACGGCCCCGAGUACCUUAUGCUUAAGGACGUCAUCGUCAUCACAUUUAAUUACAGGGUGAACGUAUUUGGUUUCCUCUCCUUGAACUCGUCAAGUAUCCCUGGUAACAACGGCCUACGUGACGUAGUGACCUUACUGCGGUGGGUGCAGGCCAACGCCAAGUCUUUUGGUGGGGAUCCUAGCGACGUGACACUGGCAGGACAAAGCGCUGGUGCCAGCCUUGCUCAUUUAGUUUCAAUGUCUAAGGCUGCAGAAGGAUUGUUCCAGAGGGUAAUUUUAAUGAGCGGCACCGGUAUACCCAGCUUCUAUACAACUUCACCAGCUUACGCAAAAUUCGUAGCAAAUCUUUUUGUAUCGAGCCUGGGUAUCAACGCUACUGACCCCGAAGAGAUCCAUCGGCAGCUGAUAGCGACGCCCAUCGAAGACAUCGUCGAAUCGAACAAGCAACUCCAAGAAAAAUUCGGCCUUGUAGUUUUCGUCCCCGUCGUCGAGACCCCAUUCCCGGGCGUGACUACAAUAUUGGACGAAGAACCAGAAAUCAUGAUUUCAAAAGGUUUCGGAAUGAAUAUUCCAAUGCUGAUUGGUUUUACAAAUAUGGAAUGUGAAACGUUCAGGCACAAUUUUGAAAAAUUCGACAUACUGACUCAAUUAGAAAUCAACCCACUUUUGAUGCUAUCACCCAAUUUAAUAUUUAAACUACCGCCGCAAAAUGCGAUAGAGUUGGCCAAGAAGGUCGCUCAAAGAUAUUUUGACGGAGCACCGACGAUGAACAAGUACAUUAAGAGUUGUUCAGACACGUUUUACGUUUAUCCUGCUAUCAAAUUAGUAGAGAAAAGAGCUUCAAUGGGAGGAGCGCCGGUGUUCUUGUACCAGUAUUCUUACGAGGCAGAUUUCAGCGUGAUAAAAGAAUCGAUGGACUUGGAUUUCAAGGGCGCUGGACACAUUGAAGAUACAACAUUUGUAUUCCGUGCAAAUGCUAUGGAAGGUGUUCGAGGGUUCUCGCAGCGGACGCAGAAUGACAAACGUAUGGUGAACCAGAUGACUACGUUCGUCAAAAAUUUCAUGUGUUGCAAUGACCCAACUUGCAACCAACACUAUCUAUCGAAGUGGCCACCAGUCGAAGAGCGUAUGCCUGUUAUGUACCAGAACAUUGAAUUGCCAAUAUCCUAUCAAUUCACCGAGCUAACCGAGGAACAGCUGGCAAUGGUGCAGUUCUUCGACAAUAUGAAACAAAUCAUAAAUUCAACGAGAAUGGCAAAAAUAAUUGUGAUACUAAUGUUAAUAUUGAACGAAACAGAACAGAGCGUGAUAAGCAUAGCUCAAGGAAAGAUUCGAGGGUUGCAGAGAGAUGGCUACGUUUCUUACCUGGGUAUUCCAUAUGCCUCUAUCAGUGGAGCGAAUGGAAGGUUUAAGCGCGCCGGUCUCGCGCCGGUGUGGACAAAUAUCAGGGAGGUUAAUGAGCCCCGCUGCUACAUGAGCUCACCGGUGGAGGAAUGUUUACAGUUAGACGUCCACGUUCCGUCAGGAUCCGCCAUACCCGUCAUGGUAUGGGUGGCGGGGGGCAGCGCCCGAUAUAAUCCGUCUUUGCUCGUUAAACGAGGAAUUAUUGUCGUAAUUGUUAGGCAUAGAUUGGGACCAAUGGGCUUCCUGUGCUCGAGCGAAGAUAAAAUACCAGGCAAUGCAGGGUUAAAGGAUGUGGUUGUUGCUUUGCGGUGGGUCAGAGAUAACAUCGUCGCCUUUUAUGGAAACCCAAACAUAGUAGUAGUCGCUGGACAAAGUUUCGAAGCUGCCAUGGUGGAGUCCUUAAUGUUGACACCUAUGGCUUCAGGUUUAUUCCAUGGGGCAAUAUUGCAAAGUGGUACUGUUCUAGCUCCUUGGGCUUUUAACUAUGACGCAGAUUAUCGAGCGAAAUUCUUAAAAAUGAACUUUAAUGAAAGUACAGAACCAUUGACAAGAGCUGGAACCGCAGAUUUAGCCGCUAUGGCAGAAGACUUAGAACUUCCCUAUUUGCCUUUUGGACUUUGUAUCGAUAAACCUUUGAAAAAUGAAGAGAGAUGUUUUUUUACGUCUCCUCACGAUAUGAUAUCAUCUGGCAUCACGGCUAAGGUUCCCAUCAUAAUGGGUUACAAUAAUAAUGAGGCAUACGUCUUCGCUUCCAUUCUCAAGGAGGCCAAAGUUUUAAGAAGAAUGACAAAAAAUAUGAACUUUUUGCUACCGAUUGAACUACAAUCAGACAAAAGAGACAUGUCCCAAGUAAUGAAAAAAAUUAAAGAUAUGUAUUUUGACGGAAAUAUGACAAUGGCAUCAAUUUUAGCUUACCACAGAGAUGCAUAUUUCUUGGGUCAUAUUCACAAAAGCGUUCUCAUGCAUGCUGCUAGCAGUCUCGUUUACUACUAUCAGUUCUCCUAUUUGGGUGAUGUCGGUGUGGAAGGACUACCAGGGAUGGCGAAGACUGGUGCCGCCCAUUCAGAUGAACUAGCGUAUUUAUUUCCAGAGAAAGGACGUAACUUAGAAGGCGAUGAUGGGAUUGUACAGGAUAAUAUAAUACGACUUUGGACGAAUUUCGUCAAACAUUUGAACCCCAAUGCGGAUAGCGAGCACUCGAAGUGGGAGCCAGUAAAUUCUCAUGACGCACGGCUCCUUGAUAUUAACGUGGAUUUAGACAUGAUAGAAUUUCCUUAUAAGAGGGAAGCGCAGAUGUGGGAGGACGUUUAUGAGAAAUAUUACUUCGAAAGUAAACGGUACAGCGUUUAA